Molecule: messenger RNA, 999 nt
Organism: Tauraco erythrolophus (red-crested turaco)
Lineage: Eukaryota; Metazoa; Chordata; Aves; Musophagiformes; Musophagidae
Source: RefSeq, a predicted model, not a curated record
UUUCUUCAUGGAUUGGGAGAUACUGGGCAUGGGUGGUCAGAAGCACUUGCAGGUAUCAAAAGCCCCCACGUAAAAUACAUUUGCCCGCAUGCGCCAGUUAUGCCAGUUUCUUUGAACAUGAACAUGGCUAUGCCGUCAUGGUUUGAUAUCAUUGGACUUUCUCCAGAUUCACAGGAAGAUGAAGUUGGGAUCAAGCAGGCAGCAGAGAAUGUUAAAGCACUGAUAGAUCAAGAAGUAAAAAAUGGAAUUCCUUCUAAUCGAAUUAUUCUGGGAGGCUUUUCUCAGGGAGGUGCUUUAUCAUUGUAUACAGCUCUUACAACGCAACAGAAAUUAGCAGGUGUUGUAGCCCUCAGCUGUUGGCUUCCUCUACGGACUUCUUUUCCUCAGGGCCCUAUCAGUGGUGCCAACAAGGAGAUUGCUGUUCUUCAGUGCCAUGGGGACUGUGACCCACUGGUUCCCUUAAUGUUCGGUUCCCUUACUGUUGAGAGGCUAAAGAGUAUGAUAAAUCCAGCCAACAUAACCUUCAGGACGUACUCUGGCAUGAUGCAUAGCUCAUGUAUUGAGGAGAUGAUGGAUGUAAAACAGUUCAUAGACAAACAUCUACCUCCCGUGGACUGAAACGAUAUGUGAGAAGCCUUCUCUAUAAAUACACCAGCAUCAACUAUGGUAGAGUGUAAAUCUUUUCAUAUGCCAGAUAGGAAGCAUUACUUCUAUACCUGCAGUGUUACUACUGUGUUGCAAAUUUAUACUUAGGGUAAGGAUUAAAUAAUACCCAUAUACAAGAAAUUAUACUCUUUUUGGUAUUAAUCAUCCACUGGUGCGACUGUAUGAAUGAGGCAGCUAGGUAACAAUGACAGAAUGUAACCUAAACAUACUGGUUUAAGGCAUCUGAUUUUUUUUUUUUGAUUGCAGAAUUUUAAACUAUUUGUACAAGUAAUUAAAAACUCAAUUUAAGUGGGCAGCAUAAAUGUGUCCAGUUUAGUUAUACUUGAGACAUGA